Protomyces lactucae-debilis is the source of this 618-nucleotide messenger RNA. RefSeq names its product mitochondrial distribution and morphology family 33. Lineage: Eukaryota; Fungi; Ascomycota; Taphrinomycetes; Taphrinales; Protomycetaceae. Gene Ontology annotation, cellular component: mitochondrial inner membrane. The annotation marks the transcript as partial. The transcript has a single exon. The record is from RefSeq and is a predicted model, not a curated record. Gene Ontology annotation, biological process: inner mitochondrial membrane organization.
AUGAAGCGGCUUCAAGAAUCUCUUGCAGCUGCCGGCCAGCGACUGAAUGAUGCAACAGGCUACUCGAGCAUCGAAGCCCAGAAGCGUCGUAUAGAAGAGCAAGAAUCUAUCGUCUUUACGGCCAUCGAAAGAGUGAGCCAGGCCAAGGAUCAGUAUGAUGCCUCAAUCAAGCUGAGAUCAAACAGCCAGCGCGAAGUCAAUGAGUUGCUUCAGAGAAAGAGCACCUGGAUCCAGUCCGAUCUCGAGCGUUUCACGACGCUAUUUCGAAGCGACCAUUCAAAUGCUUUGAAGGAGGAAGAGUGUAAAGCCAGUCUUGAGCAAGCAGAAUUGGACCUUGAGAAGGUGCGCAGCAAGCUGUCGACAAUGAUUCUGACUAGAUAUCACGAAGAACAGAUCUGGUCUGACAAGAUCCGUCGUGUGUCUACUUGGGGCACUUGGGCCCUCAUGGGGAUCAACAUCAUCCUCUUUGUCUUUGUGCAGCUAGCCUUGGAACCAUGGAAACGUCAACGUCUGGUAGCCCGAUUCGAAGACAGGCUUCGUCAAGUUGUGCAAGAAGAGCGUACAUUGACCAAUCUCCUGCCAUCAAGCGAGGUUUCACAAAACUCAGAAUCCCCUGCG